UCACCCCCCCAUCCAAAUAAAGAAGAGGAAGGAGGAACGGACGAGAACAUCGGAGCACUGGACUUAGCAGAGAACCGUGUGUUCCAGAAGUGCGGUAGCGUUGCUAGGACUUAUACCGGGAGCGUUGCCAUGGCAUCAAAUAGCAUCUUUGAAUCCAUGUCAUCCUACCAGCCAUGCUUCAUCAGGGACCCAGCACCUGGUCGGCGCUUCACCCCCCCUUCCACCACCCUGUUGUCAGGUAAGAUGAGUGAGGGUCUGCCCCUGGGUGCCCAGGAGAGCAGUAGCGCCGCCCUGGUGGGAAAGCUGCAUAUUGCAGACCGAGGCAUGGUGGAGGUGCUGUCAGAUCACCCUGGAGAACUGGUGAGGACAGACAGCCCCAACUUCAUCUGUUCUGUCCUACCCACACACUGGAGGUGCAACAAGACGCUGCCCAUCGCAUUCAAGGUGGUUGCCCUUGGUGAUAUCCCUGACGGUACCUUGGUCACGGUGAUGGCAGGGAACGAUGAGAACUACUCAGCAGAGCUCCGCAACGCCACGGCCGCCCUCAAGAACCAGGUGGCUCGCUUCAACGACCUGCGCUUCGUAGGCCGCAGCGGACGAGGGAAGAGUUUCACUCUGACCAUCACGGUGUUCACCAACCCUCCCCAGGUGGCCACCUACCAGAGAGCUAUCAAGAUCACCGUGGACGGGCCCAGAGAACCACGCCGCCACAGACAGAAGCUGGAGGAUGUGAAGACGGGAGCAUUGGCCUUCUCCGAGCGUCUGAGUGAGCUGGAGCAGCUAAGGCGGAGCUCCAUGAGGGUCACGCCCCCUCACCAUCAUCACCACCACGCCCCCACUCCCAAUCCCCGGCCCGCCCUGAACCCGGCCCAGUUCAGCAACCCCACACACCACACACAGAUACCAG
This is a messenger RNA of Salvelinus namaycush (lake trout), 907 nucleotides long. Its product is annotated as runt-related transcription factor 1-like. NCBI's taxonomy places the organism in Eukaryota, Metazoa, Chordata, Actinopteri, Salmoniformes, Salmonidae. Gene Ontology annotation, cellular component: nucleus. The annotation marks the transcript as partial. The record is from RefSeq and is a predicted model, not a curated record. Gene Ontology annotation, molecular function: RNA polymerase II cis-regulatory region sequence-specific DNA binding; ATP binding; DNA-binding transcription factor activity, RNA polymerase II-specific. The transcript is spliced from 5 exons. Gene Ontology annotation, biological process: regulation of transcription by RNA polymerase II; regulation of cell differentiation; hemopoiesis.